AUGGAUGCCAGCUGCCCAUCCACCAAGAUCUGGAUUCUUUCACGUCCGAGUCGUCGCGACCUGAUAACACAGUCUCCCCAUAAUAAUAUUGAACAACAGUCAGGUCAGGUCAGCGUUUUAAGCUGUCAGGCCAGGUCCAGGUCUGGUUUGUCAAAAGCCCAUGCACCUCCGCGGAUCAUUAAUCGUCUGUCCUCCAAACAAACCUACCAUUCCAUCGUGAUUCACGCUCUUGGCACACAACCCAAACACCGUCUGCAAAAAGACAAGCAUUCUCGAAUUCUUAGACCCAUCGAAUACCUCCAAAGCGGAUCCAACAGAACAAGAGAAGAAGGACUCGAGAAUGUGACUGGAUACCUCCCAACACCAAAGAACCGCCGCGCCCCGGAAAGAGACUCCAGGGGACCCUCUGCUCAAACCCACCAGCCAUAA
Molecule: messenger RNA, 429 nt
Organism: Fusarium graminearum PH-1
Lineage: Eukaryota; Fungi; Ascomycota; Sordariomycetes; Hypocreales; Nectriaceae
Exons: 3
Coding region: 1-429 (142 amino acids)
Source: RefSeq, a predicted model, not a curated record